GUGACGUCAUUUGGGUUAUUAGAGCCGUCCUUGCAGCGUGAGGCUGUCCGGAGAUGCAGUAGAGACAGACUAGAUUCACCCGCGUGCCAACUCAACAGACCAUCACUUACACGCAGCACAAAGAACCUCUAUUUCAAUCCACGAACUGAAUAACCAGAGCUUCACGUGCGCGCAGCAUACGAGGUCAGGACCAUGUCUUCCAACGGGUGUUGUACCAGCGGCGGUGAUAUCCUGCAGAUACAGCUCGGCCUCAUUAACGCCGGGAAUAAAUAUCUAACAGCUGAAACGUUUGGUUUUAAAAUCAACGCCUCCGCCUUGAGCCUGAAGAAGAAGCAGAUGUGGACGCUGGAACAGAACACCGCCGAAACAGGAGACGCCAGCGGCAACGUGGUGUUCCUCCGCUCUCAUCUUGGACGCUAUCUGGGAACCGAUAAAGACGGGAACGUUAAAGGGGAGAGCGAGUCUGGAGACAAAGACUGUCGGUGGGUCCUAACGGCGCACGAUGACGGGCGCUGGUCCCUGCAGUCCGAGACCUAUGGUAGAUACCUGGGAGGAAGUGAAGACCGGAUCAGCUGCUUUGCUCAGACCGUGUCUGCAGCAGAGAUGUGGUGUGUCCACCUGGCCAUGCAUCCACAGGUGAACCUGUUCAGCCUGGCCAGGAAGCGUUAUGCCCACCUGAACCUUGACCUUGACCAUCCUGAGGUAUCCACCAACCGUGACGUACCGUGGGGCGUGGACUCCCUUAUCACGCUGGUGUUCCAGGACCAGCGCUACCACCUGCAGACCUCCGACAACCACUUCCUGACCAACACCGGCCGUCUGGAGGCCACGCCCAGUAGGAACACCGGUUACACCCUGGAGUUCCGCUCCGGGAAGGUGGCGUUCCGGGACUGUUCGGGACGCUACCUGGCGCCGUCAGGGCCGAGCGGGACCAUGAAGAGUGGGAAGAGCAGCCGUGUCGGGAAGGACGAGCUGUUCUCCAUGGAGCAGAGUCACCCUCAGGUGGUUCUCACCGCUGCCAACGACAGGAACGUCUCCACCAGGCAAGGGAUGGACUUGUCAGCCAAUCAGGAUGAGGAGAGCGACCAGGAAGUAUUCCAGGUGGAGAUGAGUCGUGAGAACAGAAAAUGUGCGUUCCGGACUGCGGCCGGGAAGUACUGGACUCUGACCAUCACAGGAGGACUGCAAUGUACCGCAUCCACAAAGUCAGCUAACUGCCUCUUUGACUUGGAGUGGCGAGAUGGGAGGGUGUCUCUCAGAGCCUCAAACGGGAAGUAUGUUGUUGCCAAGAAGAACGGACAGCUAGCCGCUACCAUCGACAAUGCAGGGGAGUCAGAGCAGUUUCUGAUGAAGCUAAUCAACCGGCCAAUCAUAGUCCUCCGCGGAGAACACGGUUUCAUUGGCUGUCGUAAGGCUGGCACCGGAACGCUGGAUUCUAAUCGCUCCUCCUAUGAUGUUUUUCAGCUAGAGUUUAAAGACGGAGCCUACAGCCUCCAAGACUCCCAGGGGAAGUUCUGGUGUGUGGGGGAGGACUCAGCGGUGGUGUGCACUGAGGACCAACCCACCUACUUCCUGUUUGAGAUGUGUGACUACAACAAGAUGGCGAUACAGGCGCCAGGGGGCCGCUACCUGAAAGGAGACCAUGCUGGGGUGCUGAAGGCUAAUGCUGAGGGGGUAGAGGGUGCUACCCUCUGGGAGUACUGAGGAAUUACACACACACACACACACACACACACACUACAUAGUUAACACACACCAUAUGGUUGUAGUAAUGAAUCCUUCACUUGCUUGUUAUCAGUGAUAAAAAAAGAAUGAGUCAGAAUGACCCAAAUAACAAGUCUGAGUGAACAAGAGAGGCGGGGAUUGAUUCUCUUGUUAAUUGAUGGUGUACCUCUAAAAGAUGUCCCCAUGCCACACCCUAACUGAACUGUGUUCUGUUUCUGUUCCAUGAUUAAACACAAACAGCUCUAUGGGUCUCAACAGGCAGGAUUAUUAAACAAUUAGUAAUAAUACCACAUGCGCCAUCAUAUUAGUUUACAAUUUAGAACUACCUUAAAGUAUUCUGCUGGUUUAAUUAAAAAAACAUCUGAGAAAAAAAUGCUUCAGAACCAUCUCUUCCUUUUGAACUGGAGAUCUGACUUGGUUAUAACUGGCUACUCUAGGAGUCCUGUGGUGGUACACAUGGCUGCAGUAGGCUAGGCAAUUGGCUUUACCAUUUGUUUUGGUUAUAGCUCAACGCAGACAGAGCGCCUUUUGUCACAAAAUGCGCUUUUACAAAACAUCCAGCCUGAAACCGCAAAGAGCAAGCAACAACACUGUUGAUGCACAGUGGCUAGGAGAAACUCCCUAAAAGGGGUGAAACUUAGGAAGAAACCUAGAGUGGAACCAUGCUCGCAGGUGUUGCCAGUCUUCUGGCUUCACUCAUUUAAGCUUAAUAAUGAAUGAAUAACUACAAAAAUAAACCUGCUACCACAGAGAUGUAGAGUCAUCUUACAGGGAAAUGAUUAUCUCAUCUUACAGCUGUGCUGUUGUUAACCAUUCCCGUAAUCCAUGCAUCAAGGAAAAUAAACGUUUUAUAUUGAAAAGAUAUGUUAAAGUAAUGUUACAUUAUAGAAAAACAUGGUUAGAUUAACAUGCGUAAUACACAUCUUCAAGGUGAUUUUUAAGAAGCACCACCCUACCCAUGUAACACACAUCAUCAUGAUGAUGAAAAGCACCACCCUACCCAUGUAACACAUCAUCAUGAUGAUGAAAAGCACCACCCUACCCAUGUAACACAUCAUCAUGAUGAUGAAAAGCACCACCCUACCCAUGUAACACAUCAUCAUGAUGAUGAAAAGCACCACCCUACCCAUGUAACACACAUCAUCAUGAUGAUGAAAAGCACCACCCUACCCAUGUAACACAUCAUCAUGAUGAUGAAAAGCACCACCCUACCCAUGUAACACACAUCAUCAUGAUGAUGAAAAGCACAGCUCUUUACUGAUCUAAUACACAUUUUCAUGAUGAUGAAAUGCACAGCUCUUAUGAUAUAUUCACCUUUCUGAAGCUUUUAGUAAUCUAACAUUGGGCUGUUCCAUUGGCCCGUGACCACACUGAGGGAAACUGAUUAGCUGUGCCUUGCAUGGUUUUUCUAUAUGUGUUCAUGUGUUUAUUGGUAUAUUGAAUGAGUGUUUUCUUUCCAUAAUGUGCCAUUUAUUUUUCAACCCAAUAAAGCAGUUUAAAAAAGUG
This is a messenger RNA of Esox lucius (northern pike), 3231 nucleotides long. RefSeq names its product fascin actin-bundling protein 1b (gene fscn1b). Gene Ontology annotation, cellular component: actin cytoskeleton; microvillus; growth cone. NCBI's taxonomy places the organism in Eukaryota, Metazoa, Chordata, Actinopteri, Esociformes, Esocidae. The transcript is spliced from 7 exons. Gene Ontology annotation, biological process: actin filament bundle assembly; cell migration; establishment or maintenance of cell polarity. The record is from RefSeq and is a predicted model, not a curated record. The coding region runs from base 193 to 1704 and encodes 503 amino acids. Gene Ontology annotation, molecular function: protein-macromolecule adaptor activity; actin filament binding.